Molecule: messenger RNA, 1595 nt
Organism: Cokeromyces recurvatus
Lineage: Eukaryota; Fungi; Mucoromycota; Mucoromycetes; Mucorales; Mucoraceae
Exons: 8
Coding region: 151-1218 (355 amino acids)
Biological process (GO): endoplasmic reticulum calcium ion homeostasis
Cellular component (GO): endoplasmic reticulum
Molecular function (GO): calcium ion binding
Source: RefSeq, a predicted model, not a curated record
UUUUUUUUUUGUCAAAAGUACAAUGUUAAAACUGCUAACUCUUUUGGGACUUUUCGUCUUGAAUUCAUGUGUCAAUGCAGAUGAGUCAACUGUAAAGACUCCUAUAGAAAGUAAGAGAAGAUACGUGAAGAAUAUGAUUUAAAUUUUGACAUGUCUAAAUUCAUCCCGCGUUUUAUAAAUAUUUAUAUCUUUUAUAUAGUCUCGGCCGAUAAUAUGAUGGUUAGACCUUUUAAACUUAUGGAUUUCAAAAUGGAAAUUGUCUUGGUUUCUACUUUUAUUGCUUAUGUUUUUGCUUGGUAUAAAGGAAAGGCUUUAAAUAUGAGUAAAGCCAAAAACUGGUUAAAUGGUCAAAUUGAAUUCCUUCAAAGUCAAUUUGCACUUGUUGGGGAUAAAAAGACAAAUGAUAAAUCUAUCUUGAUGAUGGAUGGUCCUGCUGAUUACCUUUUAUACACUUCAGGUAGACGCCAUGUUCAAUUUGGUCAUUGGUGGCUUAAGUUGAAGCCUAGAAAUGACCCUUUGACUUUCUUUACUACAACCCUUCUUUCUAUGAUUGGUUAUGCUAAACCUGUAUCCGAUCGAGUUAGUUUGAAAUUACAUUUGGAUAAAGCUUUAUCAGAUAAAUUUGUAUUUGCUGUCAUCAAGAAGGACUUAUCGGAUGAAUUAUACAAGAAUAGAUUUGAUUUGAAACGUGUUGCUAAAAUCGCAUCAAGUAAAAUCAUUCCUGAAAAUCAAUUUAUCAUUUACUCUGAAACACAAAAGUUGGCUGAUUUAAUUUUGAAUUCCAAAGUGGGUGAAAUUAUUAAUCAAAAUUUAGAUCGACUUCAAUCAUUCAUUAUUUCUAGUUUACCUUCUGAAGAGCCUGAAAGAUUUGAAUCAGAUGGUUACAUUUCUCUUCAUCUCGAUUUUUUGAUGCCAGACACAUCUAAUGUUCUUGAUCCUUAUGUUAAACUUGCCUGUUUCAUUCCUGAUUUUGUUAGUCAAUUAAGAUUAACAUCAGAUAUUAAAUCUAAAAUCAACAAGAACCGUGAAGAAAUUGUAAAGGAAUUUUCCAAGAAAAUUGCUGCUGAUCGUGCAGAAGAAUUAGCCAAGAAAAAGGCAGAAGCAAAACGUGCAGAGGAAGAACGUAUUAAGAAAUUAAGUCCUGCUGAACAACGUAAAUGGGAAGAAAAAGAAAGACUUCGUAACUUGAAGAAGCAACAAAAGAAGAGAAGAAUUUAAAACAAAACAAAACAAAAAAAAAAUCAUAUUUCUUUUUUUUUUCUUUAUUAUACAUAAAAUAAUUAUUGGUUUCUUUUUUCUUUCUGCAUUUCCCAUACUGGCUUAUCUGAUGCUGCUACUUCACGCAUAAGAUUCAUCAUUUGUUCACCUUUUUCACGAUUUUCUGCUUUUCGUUCAUCAUAUUCUCUUCUUAAUGUUGGAUCAAGUCUCUUUUUCAUUGCUUCUUCAUCUGGUACAGUAUACUUCAUAAGACCAUAACCAGCAGCUAUGAUACCUGUCAUAUAUACAAGUACUUUUAUUUCAUUAGCCAUGUUAUAAUAAUAAUAAGAAUAAUAAUAAAAAGGUUAAUUAUAUAAAAAGCCCGGGGUGGGGUUCAU